Molecule: messenger RNA, 1798 nt
Organism: Nezara viridula (southern green stink bug)
Lineage: Eukaryota; Metazoa; Arthropoda; Insecta; Hemiptera; Pentatomidae
Source: the annotation of a GenBank genome assembly
GUUGUGAAUGAAGAGCCACACUGAAAUCAACAGUUGGUAACACUACAGGAUCAGAAUGCUGGCCAUUAUACUUGUUGUAUUGGCCGCCUAUGCCUUCUAUCAGUAUUCAGUGUGGACCUUCGACUACUGGAAGAAAAGGAAAGUUCCCCAUCCUCCUCCAGUUCCGUUGUUUGGCAACAUAAAGGAAGUGGUCUUGAUGAAACAGUAUCCUGGCCACUGCCAUCAACAAAUAUACAAGAUGUACCCAAACGAAAAGUUCGUGGGGCUUUAUCAACUUAGAAUGCCCAGCCUGCUCAUCAGAGACCCAUCUUUGGUAAAGCAGUGCCUCAUCAAGGACUUUGACCACUUCUUCGACAGAGGUUUCCACACGGACGAAGAACGGGAGCCACUAACGGGACACCUCGUCAGCCUGACGGGCACCCGAUGGAAGCUCCUGAGGACCAAGCUUACCCCGGUCUUCAGCUCUGGCAAGAUCAAGCAGAUGUUCCCCCUACUUCUAGACUGCUCUGACCAACUUAGAGAUUUUAUAAAGACCCAGAUGGGAGGAAAGGAGGGUGUUCUUGAGAUGAGAGAAGUUACAGCUAGGUUCACGACGGAUGUAAUUGGAACGGUAGCUUUUGGUCUACAAUUCGAAUCUAUGUCAGGUGAUUCUGUGUUUCGCCAAAUGGGAAAGAGAGCGCUGCAGCCUACAGUGGCCGGUGCCCUAGCCAAGGCAAUGAGGUGCUUCACUCCAAAACUGUUCGAUCUUCUGAAGAUGAGGACCUUCCCGGAGGAAAUCAACUCCUUCUUCACGAACGUCGUCAGCGAAACGAUGAAGCAGAGGACAGAAGCGAAUUAUGGCCGGAACGAUUUCCUUCAGCUUAUGAUGCAGCUAAGAGACGCCUCUGGAGCAGAUAUAGCUAAGAAUGAUAUAGAACUAAAUGACCAAGUUAUAGCAGCUCAGGCAUUCGUUUUCUUCCUGGCUGGGUUCGAGACCUCUUCCACUACUCUCAGCUAUUGUCUUUAUGAGCUAGCUAAGAACCGCCAGUGUCAAGAAGCAGUCUUCAAUGAAAUCCAGGAGGUUAUGAAGAAACAUGGAGAACUGUCGUACGAAGCUGUGUCUGACAUGAUUUACCUUGAGCAGGUUUUGUUAGAGACAAUGAGAAUGUACCCACCAGUUGGCAACCUUUGUCGAGUCUGCACGAAACCUUACCGCAUACCCGGUACCGAUAUCCAACUGGACGAGGGAGUCAGCUUGGUCAUCCCUGUUUUCGCCCUCCAUCAUGAUCCGGAGCUGUACCCUGAUCCAGAGAGCUUUAUUCCCGAAAGGUUCACCGAUAAGGAGCUCCAGAAAGCACCUUAUUACCUCCCGUUUGGAGGAGGUCCAAGAAUCUGCAUAGGACAAAGAUUUGCAAUGAUUGAAAUGAAACUUGCUCUUUUACGGCUUCUGGAGAAUUACACUUUCUCUCUUUCUUCGAAAACUCCACCCGAACUUCCCGUCGAACCCAAGAGUUUUAUAAUGGCUCCAAUUGGGGGUAUAUGGCUGAAUCUCAACGCUAGGAGUUGACGCACCAUACGACCCCGCGAUUAGAACACUCAUUGAUAGCUCAUAGAAUUUAACGAAAUAAUUUAAUUUCUAUUGAGAAAACAUCAGAGAGACCUGUGAUAUAAAAGUGAGGAAUGUGCCCUAAAUGGCAGAAGUAAUGAUGGGAUAUUUUUCGGCUCUGAAGAAGAUAAGCUUCAAAAUGGAUUUGAUGAAUGGGUUUCUUUAUGAUAUGGAUUACUGAAAAAAAAAGUCGGCUAAAUAAUAAUAUAUAAG